GAGAGCAGAUCCCCUUCGCUUUCCCAAGCUAAUACUAAUCCCCAAGCCUCCUUCCAUGCCACUCUAACUAAGCCCUACUCGCCCAGCGCUCGCUGACAGCCAUGGCCCACCGCGCCCUCCUCUUCUUCCUCCUGCUCGCCGCCGCCGCCGCGGGGUCGGAGGCGGAGGAGGCUGAGGUUCACACGGCGGAGACGGCGACGGCGACGGCGACGGUGCCGGUGGAGGAGCUGGCCGCGCUGCUGGGGAGGCUCGAGGAGGUCGCGUCCUCGCUCGCCGCGUCCGCCCGCGCGCUCGAGUCCGCGCUCGCCGCCAGAUCCGUCGCGGAGCCGGAGCCCCCGCCGCCGCAGACCGCCGUGGAAGCCGCGCUUGGUGCUGGGGCGGGGGACUGGCGGGCCCCGCUCCCGCAGGCGCAGGGCGUGGCGGUCACGAAGCGGCGGCCCGUCUGGUCGGAGCGGUUCCACUUCGCGGCCGCCGUGCGGCUCGGGGCCGGCGCGCACGCGGCGGCCGCCGCGGCGCUGCCCUACGAGGACGCCGACGGGCUCACCAAGUACUUCGCCGUGGGGGACUCCCGCGGCCGCGUCUUCGUCUUCUCCGCUGCGGGGGACGCGCUGCUCGAGCUGGAGGCCGCCGGCGCCGAGGGGGAGUCCCCGGUCACCGCCCUGCUCGCCUACCUCUCCCCACGCCGCACCGACUGCCUCCUCUUCUCGGGCCACGCCGACGGCUCCAUCGCGGCGCACCGGCUCACAGAGUCGUCCCCGCACGGCGACGACUGGCUCACCCUCGCCGUGGCCUCCUCCCGCAUCCUCGUCCGCGGCCUCGACGGCUCCCCCGUGCUCCACCUCGAGGCGCACCAUGCCGGCCGCUCCCGCUACGUGCUCUCCUGCGACGCCGGCCGCCGCAUCCGCGUCUUCACCGAGAACGGCACGCUCUAUGGCACCGCCAUCGCAUCCUCCACGCCUCUCGCCUUCGUCAAGCAGCGGCUCCUCUUCCUCACCGAGGCCGGCGCCGCGUCUCUCGACCUAGGCUCCAUGACAGUCCGCGAGACGCCCUGCGAGGGCCUUGCCGAGGCGCUUAACGGCUCCCGUCCCAAGGCGUACUCCUUCGACCCUUCCGAACGCUUCAAGGCCUAUGGCUUCACUGAUGCCGGUGACCUCGUGCACCUGCUGCUUCUUGGUGACGUUGCCAGCCUCAAGUGCCGAGUCCGGGCUGUCAAGAAGGCUGAGGCCGACAGCCCUGUCGCGAUACAGACGAUCAAAGGUUACCUCUUGGUGGCCAGCCAAGAUAAGAUUAUGGUGUACAACACCUCGUCACAGUACUAUGGGAGGGUUGGGGCGCCUCGACCGCUGUUCACCACAACCAUUAACGAAAUCAAGUCUGUUUUCGCCGGUCCCGGUGCCGUGAUGUCUGCCUUACCACCUGGGAAGCCUCUUAUUGUCGCGGACAGGGAGAAGCUUGUAAUCUUGGGGCUCGGGGAUGGUUACAUCGCCAUCUAUCGGUCCAACUUCCCGGUGUACAGGCCGGAGAGCAAUGCUGUUGUGUGGAGUGGACCGGCGCUGCUUUUCCUCCUGUUCUUGAUCGGCAUAUGGCAAGUGUAUGUGAAGAAGAAAGAUUCAUUGGGGUGGACACCAGAGGAGACGUUCAGCACUUCGGUCACAGCUCCUACAGGUAGCAUUUUGAAUCAUCCAGCUAGUGACCGAGCCUUUGCGGAUAGCACAACAAGAGCUGCUGAUCGAGGCUAUGUGGAUGGCACGACAAGAGCCAGUGAUAGAAGCUAUGUGGAUUCCACUGCAAGAUCUACUGACCGAGGCUAUGCUGAGGCUGCCAGGGCCGUGGAUUUACGCGGUGGGGCAUUGAGAAGUGCUCCAAGAAGGUAUGUGUCCCCUACUAGAUAUGCAGGGGCAGCUGGUAUUCCAUAUCGACCUGUUUCGGCUGAGCCUGGGCUUAGAGCCACUCCAGAGCUGAAGUAUCGAGGCCCAGGUAUGGAGCCUCCUGGUUUCCCCAAGAAAAGGGACAUGUUCUCGAACAACCAAGCUGUAGUAGAUGAUCAUGUUGAAUGAGGGUGUCGGUAGUUGGUGUAGACAGUACCCCUAAAUUUUGGUCUGGUUUUGAAGAUCCCACACCUAAAAGGGAUGCCAGUGAUCCACGAGCAUGCUGUUGUAAGUUAUAACUUGAAAAACGUUGUAUUGUAUGAGUACAUUAUGGCCCUUUAAGAUGUGAUGCUGCAAAUGGUGAAAUAACACAAAGACUUGAAUCUGUGCAUUUUACACUA
Messenger RNA from Brachypodium distachyon (stiff brome), 2269 nucleotides. RefSeq lists its product as uncharacterized. Bases 102 to 2057 code for a protein of 651 amino acids. The transcript has a single exon. Lineage: Eukaryota; Viridiplantae; Streptophyta; Magnoliopsida; Poales; Poaceae. The record is from RefSeq and is a predicted model, not a curated record.